CUAGUCUAGACUCUAGUACGACGUUUGACACUUUUGACAAAUCUACUUCCCGCCAAAUUUAUUCACACCACAAAAAAAUACAUUAUUGUUUUGUCUUCGUUCACCAGUAUUAAUUUCCUAAUUUAUUUGUCCAAUAUCAUAUAAAACCCUAAAAAAUGUCGGAAAAACUCUCCUCCGGAGCCCUUGAGACUAUCAUGCGGGGAGGUGAAUACACCGAACCCGUCGUUCAAGUUCUGAGCAUUAAAAAGAUGAACAGCGGCUCUGGUCAGCCUGAAAAAGACAGGUACAGGAUAUAUUUGUCCGAUGGCCAGUACACAGUGUCUCAUGCCAUGAUGACCGCACAAAUUUACGCCAAAGCCGGCCCAAAAGGCCUACCCAGGUUUUCCAUCAUAAAAAUAAUCAGGUCCAUGACUAGUGUUAUUAACAACACUGAUGGAAGAGACAGUCGAGUCCUUCUUAUUCUGGACUUGGAACUCCUUAAAGAUGGUGAUGAAGUAGGAGUGAAAAUAGGUGACCCGAUUCCUUACUCUGAAGCAGCCAGUGCCCGUCCAAAACCGUCUGGUACAGGUCCUAGCACUUCGGUGCAGGCAGAAGUUGAACCAGUUGCAAAAAGAAUGAAAUUAGCCACUAAUGGUACUAAUGGUACUUAUGAUGGAAAUACAACUCUUGGUGGUCACAUUACUCAUCCCAUAUCAAGUUUGAGUCCUUAUCAUAACAAGUGGAUUAUUAAAGUAAGAGUAAUGAGUAAGAGUGAUAUAAGAAAAUGGGAAAAUGCUCGUGGUUCUGGACAACUUUUCAGUGUUGAUUUGUGUGAUGAAAGCGGCGAAAUUCGAUUGACCGCUUUUGGAACAACUGUGGAUAAAUAUUAUGAUGUUAUUCAAGUCGAUAAAGUCUAUUACAUUUCGAAAUGCCAAGUAAAACCAGCCAACAAGCAGUUUAACACUGUAAAAAACGAUUAUGAAAUGACAAUGACUUCAGAUACCAUAGUUGAAGAAUGUUUGGAUGAUGACAUGAAAAAUUUACAAAUCCAAUAUAACUUUGUGGAUAUUGCAAAAAUUGCAGAAGUAGAACCCAAUUCAACAGUUGAUGUUUUUGCAAUUGCCAAAUCCUAUGGUGAAGUUAACUCAUUCCAAGCUAAAACCACUGGACGUGAAUUGAAAAAAAGAGAAGUUCAGCUUGUAGAUAAAUCCAAUGCCACUAUUACUUUAACUUUGUGGGGACAGCAAGCUGAAAAUUUCAACGGAUUUGACAACCCUGUUGUUCUUUUAAAAGGUGCCAGAGUAACCGAGUUUGGUGGAGGAAAAAAUUUAGGUACCACUUCCAGUACCCUCAUGAAAGUAAAUCCUGAUAUGGAGGAAAGUUUCACUCUUAAAGGCUGGUUUACUUCAGCAGGCUCAUCUGCACUUUACAAUGAUCUCAGUGCCAGAACUGCCGGAGGUGGUACUGGUAGCUACAACACACCUUGGCUUACAUUUAAAGAAGUCAUUGAUCAACAACUUGGUUCAAUCAACACUGCCAGUGGUGAUUAUUACAUGGUCAAAGCCACAGUGCUUCUAAUAAGAUCUGAAAACUCUAUUUACAAAGCAUGUCCCACUGAUGGUUGCAACAAAAAAGUCGUUGACAACAAUGAUGGAACUUACAGAUGCGAAAAGUGUCAGCAAGAUUUUCAGAAUUACAAAUUUAGACUUUUGUGCAGCAUGAAUGUUGGUGAUUGGAGCGGUAAUCAGUGGGUGAGCAUGUUUAGUGACGAAGCUGAAAAAGUGAUUGGGAUGUCAGCUCAGGAAGUUGGGGAAUUGGGGGAAAGAGACCCUGAUGGUCUAAGUAAAAUGAUGGAGAGUCUCAACUUUAAAGAGUUUAUCUUGAAGUGUAGAGCCAAAAUGGAGACUUAUAAUGAUGAGCAACGUCUUAAAACUGUUGCUGUAAAAGUUGAUCCAAUCAAUUACAAAGAAUACAAUGCUUACUUGGCGAAAAAGAUAAGAGACUUGAUUGCUUGAGCCUUUUUUUGAUUAGUUAUUAUGUUUAUUUAUAUUUUUGUAUUUUACAGUCGGGCACCCAAUUUUCAGUUUCAUUUGGUGUAUAGAUAGCAUUAACUUUAAGAAUGUUUAUUUUGUUAUCAGUAUAUGGAUUAAAUUUAGAAAAAAUAAUUUCCAGUAAUAAUAAAUGUUUAUUAAUAAAUUACAAAACUAUUAUAAGAAACAUAUCACUUAUCUUCAAAUUACAUAUUACACAUAAGUUUUCGAAAUUCAAUUUUAGUCCUAAAAAUAAGGUUUAUCAUUAUUUUGUAGUUUUCUUGCAAAAGAAACAUUACCAUAUUCAUAGAGCUUCCAUGUACGACCUUUUUCUAGCGUAAGCCCCCAAGCAAGCUAACAACCCCAUAACUGUUAGGGACAAUAUUAUAAUUAGCGCCAAAGUAUCUCCAAAAUCGAACAUUUUUGUAAUUAUUAUUUAUUUUGAUAAAAAGGAAAAAAAUAUAAAAAAGAUAAAUAUUUUCCUGUCAAAUGGUUUGCAGGUUAGAAAACGUGAAGCGCUUUCAAUUUGUAAUGUCAUUAA
This is a messenger RNA of Ceutorhynchus assimilis (cabbage seed weevil), 2550 nucleotides long. NCBI's taxonomy places the organism in Eukaryota, Metazoa, Arthropoda, Insecta, Coleoptera, Curculionidae. The record is from the annotation of a GenBank genome assembly.